Molecule: messenger RNA, 1377 nt
Organism: Cadophora gregata
Lineage: Eukaryota; Fungi; Ascomycota; Leotiomycetes; Helotiales; Ploettnerulaceae
Exons: 2
Coding region: 1-1377 (458 amino acids)
Cellular component (GO): membrane
Molecular function (GO): glycosyltransferase activity
Source: RefSeq, a predicted model, not a curated record
AUGGCUCUGCGUCCACCUAGUCGCUCCGUGGGCAUCCGUUUCAUCGUCGUGUGCGCCAUUUUGCUUGCGUUUGUCCACCUGCAUCUGUAUGAGGGAGAAGGGAGGGUGUAUCAGUCCACGUGGGGAUGGAGGACUGAAACCGACAGAGGACAGAACCCAAGUCCCUACAACGGGACUAUCGAAGAAGGAUGUGAAGGCUUGACUGGAUUUGAUCGAAUCGUCAUAACUGUGAAGACCGGAGCAACAGAGGCAUCAAAAAAGAUUCCGACCCAGCUACGGACGUCAUUGAGAUGUGCUCCAUACGUCUACAUCUUUUCAGAUAUGGCGCAAUCAAUUGGGGAAACUCAGGUUUAUGACUCCCUGGAUGAUAUCGCUCCAUCGAUUGUGGAUGUCAAUAAGGACUUUGAUAUCUAUCGCAAACAGAAGGAGCUGCGUGACCCUGAGAAAAUCAUGGCCGAACUUUCGGAUAUGAGAGAUUCUCGGAUCAAAGAUGACUUAGCUGCAUGGACUCUGGACAAGUACAAAAACAUGCACAUAGUCGAGAAGAUUGGGGCUCUCAAACCUGAGAUGGACUGGUAUAUGCACAUCGAUGCUGACACCUAUGUAAUGUGGCCCAGCCUCAUCAGGUGGAUCCAACGACUCGACCCAUCGAAAAAGUCCUACAUGGGCUCGCUAGCCUUGAUCAAUGACUUGCCGUUCGGCCAUGGGGGAAGCGGUUAUCUGAUGUCGAGGGAAGCAAUGCGUACUUUCGCCGUUACCAAUAACGGCACCGCCGCCAAAUGGGACUCCAAGAUGCACGAGGAGUGCUGCGGCGACUGGGUUCUUGCCCAAGUUCUCAAGGAGUACAAAAUGGAUCUCAAGAACUCCUGGCCCACGAUAAAUGGAGAAACACAAUCGACUAUUCCCUUUGCCGAAGACCAUUGGUGUCAACCGCUGGUGACACUUCACCACAUCUCCUCACCCGAGGCAGAACAAUUGGGCAGCUUCGAAGCGAAGCGAAAAGACAAAAGCAGCCCCGUCACAUAUGAAGAACUCUUCAAGGACCUCGUCUCGGAUCUGAUCCCCGAUGAGCUCGCAAAUUGGGACAACCUCUCCAAAGACGGAACCGUUGCCAACAUCGCCACAGCCGAAGCAUGUGUCCACGCAUGCCAAGCUAACCAUAAAUGCCUGCAAUCGCGCUACGACGGUGCAGAAUGUUCUAUAGGAACGAAGCAUUUCUCGCUGGGCAAGAAACACGAGAUGAAGGACGGACUGCAAUGGUCCAGUAGCUGGAACAAGACGCGUAUCGCGGAAUGGGUGAGGAAACAGAAACCUUGCGGGAAACUGAAGUUCCCUCAUCAGGAACGGCCGUCGAAAUGGCUGGACGGAAGGCCUUGA